UUAAGUUUUGUUUACAUGUCGUGUUAUUUUCGUGUUGUAUUUGUCAAAGCGCUAUAAAUCUUGCUGUUAUUUCUUACAAAUUGCGAACAAGACUUUGUUCCGACAUGUACUUAAAAAAAUUCUUGAUGUGGUGUUUUCUUUUGAUAAUUUUUAUGCUCGACUUGGUUCAUUGUAAGAAAUUUGAAUCCGAGGAAAAGCCGGCAUGGGCUAAAAAAGACAUUCGUGACUAUAAUGACGCCGACCUGGAACGCUUAUUUGAUCAGUGGGAGGAAGAUGAAGAGCCCUUAGAAGCAGAUGAAUUACCUGAACAUUUAAGGCCUUCACCCAAGAUAGAUCUUAAUACUGUAGACAUGAAAAAUCCUGAAAGUCUUUUGAAACUGUCUAAAAAAGGAAAAACUCUCAUGGCUUUUGUUACUGUUUCAGGAAAUCCUACGGAGCAAGAAACAGAAAAAAUAACAACUCUUUGGCAAACAAGUUUGAUGAACAAUCAUAUCAAUGUAGAUAGAUAUCCUAUUGGUCAAGACAGAGUUAUUUUCAUGUUCAAGGAUGGAAGCCAAGCUUGGGAAGCUAAAGAUUUUUUAAUUGAUCAAGAAAGACUAGAAGUAGUUACAAUAGAAAAUAAAGAAUAUUUUGGAAAAUUCUCAUCUCAGAAAAACAAAGCAGGAGGAUCAAAGGAAGAACUUUGAUUAAUGAAAAUAAUGUUUCAAGAUUGGUAUAUCUUAUAGAUAUCUGUGUAUAUAAUCUUUUUGAAAAACACUACCCCUUUAUUGUAUAUUUCUGUGAUGCAUUUAUGAUUUUGAUCACAAGAGUAUGUAAAUCAAAGUAUUUCCUUUUUGUAUAUUUCUAUAAUAAAUUG
Molecule: messenger RNA, 856 nt
Organism: Uloborus diversus
Lineage: Eukaryota; Metazoa; Arthropoda; Arachnida; Araneae; Uloboridae
Gene: boca
Product: LDLR chaperone boca-like
Exons: 5
Coding region: 105-686 (193 amino acids)
Biological process (GO): protein folding
Source: RefSeq, a predicted model, not a curated record